This is a messenger RNA of Zygotorulaspora mrakii, 1395 nucleotides long. RefSeq names its product kinetochore-associated Ndc80 complex subunit NUF2 (gene NUF2). Gene Ontology annotation, cellular component: Ndc80 complex; kinetochore. Lineage: Eukaryota; Fungi; Ascomycota; Saccharomycetes; Saccharomycetales; Saccharomycetaceae. Bases 1 to 1395 code for a protein of 464 amino acids. The record is from RefSeq and is a predicted model, not a curated record. Gene Ontology annotation, molecular function: protein-containing complex binding. The transcript has a single exon. Gene Ontology annotation, biological process: kinetochore organization; mitotic spindle organization; attachment of mitotic spindle microtubules to kinetochore.
AUGAGCGAUGAUGUAUUUCCAUUGCUGGAUACGUCUGAGUUAGCCAUAUGUUUACAAAGUUGUGACUUCUCACUUGCAACUGAGGAGAGCAUUUCCAGACCAACAUCAAAAUGGAUGAUAACACUGUAUAAGCAGAUCAUUGACAGUUUCAUGGGUGUAUCAGCUGAUGCUGCAAUGAUUAGAGAAGGUGGUGGACAAUCUUAUGAUGGCAAUCAAGUUGGCGCGGAACAUAGAGAUUACAAUGAAGAUGAUAGUCCUUAUUCAGAUACUCUACAGGUGUUGGUAUUGAACAAAGUUUGUUACAAAUUCUUCCAAAAUAUAGGAGUUACUGAUUUUAAUAUAUUGGAUCUUUACAAACCUGAUGCUCAGAGGACAAGAAGACUUCUGAGUGCUGUUGUAAAUUAUGCGAGAUUUCGUGAAGAAAGAAUGUUCGACUGCAACAGAUUUAUCUCACAGACAGAAGCCCUUUUGGGGCAACUACGAUCGAGGUUUGACGAUUUUAAUCUGCUUCAGCAGCAGAUAAAACAAUACGAAGAUGACGAAAAACUGGUUCGAACGGUUGUUGGUGUGAAUGAUGGAGAUGAACUUAAAGCGUUGGAGGCCAACAAUAGAAACAUAGAGGUUCAGUUGAAAAAAUUGACCCAAAUCCAGGAGACUCUUUCGAUCGACUAUAACAACUACAAAGGAGAAAAGCAGAAAUUGUUAAAGGAAUUGGAGUCGCUCGGAUUUCAAAUUGUUGAACUAGAGUCGGAAAGAGAAAAACUACAAAGGCAUUCAGAAGCUAAUAUCGAAGGUCUAGAAAAAAUUAUAGAAGAGCUUAAAGACCUGCUUCACACAAAUAAAACAAAAUUAUCUAAACUUCGCAGCCUGCAGGAAAACUUAAAUAUUUCUAAGCUCACCUUCCAACGCGUUAUUGAAGAGCUCUAUGACGUUUUGCGUAUUGUGACAAUUGAAUUACAGGAAGCUCAUAAAAAGGAACUUGGUCUUGAAGAACUCAAACAACAGCUGACUAUACGGCAAGAUAAGAUGUCUAGUUUAUUAUCCUCAGGUGUUUUAACAAAGGUGUCCCUGCUUCAAGAUCAACUGGACAGUUCGAAGACAAAGCUGGAGGAGCUCGUACAGAAGUCACGAACCGAUUAUGAACACAACUCCCUUGAAAUUAAGCAGUUGCACAGAAAAUAUUUAGAUGAAGUAGUUCCUGAGCUUCAACAGACCGAAUCGCGUAUUGAAAAUGACAUCUUAUCUGGUGAACUUAAAUACUUUGAGACAAAAAUGCAAGAUCUCCAAGCAGAAUCUCAGAAAGAAGUGGAUUCCGUUGAAUUGGAAUAUUCUCUAUUAGCAGGUCAUAUCAAUAAAUAUAUGAAAUCUAUGAUAGAAAAUAUGAGUUCAGAGUAG